Messenger RNA from Aphanomyces invadans, 3129 nucleotides. RefSeq lists its product as hypothetical. Gene Ontology annotation, biological process: spindle organization; establishment of meiotic spindle localization; mitotic cell cycle. The record is from RefSeq and is a predicted model, not a curated record. The transcript has 12 exons. Bases 1 to 3129 code for a protein of 1042 amino acids. Gene Ontology annotation, cellular component: spindle pole. Gene Ontology annotation, molecular function: protein binding. NCBI's taxonomy places the organism in Eukaryota, Oomycota, Saprolegniomycetes, Saprolegniales, Verrucalvaceae.
AUGGGACGAGAUGGCGACUUGACCACGUUGCCUCGCUUGGCCGUGCAAUGUGCGACGCCAGGGAUUCCGACAAAGUCCAGCGAAUGGCCCCAACCGGCCGGCGCAAAGUCGACGCAUGUCGCUACAUCAAAGCGCAGGCGGCUAAGAGCAUCCUGUCCGUCGAGUGGCGCCAGUCCAAAGCUCCCGGUUCAGCUCUCGUCCCUGGACCAACGCGUGCUUGUCCUAUACAAUUCCAAGCGUCGGCGGCAAGCCAUGGCGCUACGACAAACGGACUCGUCGCUGUCGAGUUCGCCCGCUGCAUGUGCAGAAGCCCACCAUGCCGCCCGGACCAUUCAACGUGUUGUCCGGGGACACCGUUGCCGCCGCGCUCUCCACGCCUUCUUUGGCCCGAUUAACCAGCAGAAAGCGCUUCUCAUUCAGCGCAUCUUCCGAGGGCAUUGCGGACGCCAGCGCAUCCAUCAACUGCGUGCUCGCCAAGCGUUUUUGCAGGCGAGGAAAAUUCAAGCGUGGGUGCGGGGGGUGCUGACACGCGAUCGCCUGGCGACAGAGGUGGUAUUGGACACCAUCGCCAAAGUGCAGCUCCUCCAACGCGUGGUUCGGGGACACUGGGGGCGACGAAAGGCCCGCCAACGGCGGCACGACAAGCACACGGCAAGUUGUUUGACUAUUCAGCGAGUGUACCGCGGCUGCCGAGGGCGGGCGCGCGUCAAACGAAUUCGUUAUGAAAACCAAGCGAAUGUCAGGGCGAUGGCUCGAUCUACGCAACGACACGCUGUGUGCACCCGGUGCAAGGGAUGCAGUUGGGCCCAUGGCACGGAACAGUCUCUCCUUGCGUGCACGCUCGUCCGGCUGCUGGGUCUAUACGACCUGCCCGGCGCCGCGCAACUUGCGCAAGACGGUCUCGAUCGUUUCCCCCAGUACUCGAUGUUUCCCCUCGUGAUGGCCAUUAUUCUGCAAGUGCAAUGCGCCAGCGUCGAAGUUGCGAUGGUGUACCUCCACAAGGCAAAAACGCUGGGGCUUGUCGACGCUGACUUGAAGCAGUGCGAGGCGCGGUCCUUUUUUGCGGCGCUGGCCUGGCAACCUGGCAACGCCUUCAUGUGCGCCGCGUUUGCCAUCUACUUGCAGUCGGUGGGCUUGGUCAAGCGCGCGGAAUCGUUUUACAAACAAGCGUUGAAUGCGAAUCCGCUCGACUACCCGCUUCCCACGUAUUUGGCCCGGCGCACCUUUUGCGACCACAUUGUCGUCAACUUUAAGCGGUUCCUGUGUUUGUUCAAGUUGCCCCCGGCCCUGCACGUCCGCUUGACGCAGCGGGUGUUGACAUUGCCCGCGGUCGGCACGAAGACGGUGCGACCGACGGGAUCUUCGACGGUCACGAUAUCGGUGUCCCGCCUCAAUCACUUUGCAGUGUUCGUGCCCGACAACGGCAGCGUGUGCAAUGGAUUGUACAUCUCGGACGACGAGCUAUCGUUCUUGCUGCACGACGCUAGUCAUGGCACAGCGACCGCACACGGAGACGAGCGGCCGUCGACACACACUGCAAUACGAGGUCGCCGCAAAGCAUUUCUCGGCGUGCAUCAGCGACGCCGAACGCGUGGGGGAAGAAGCAGCGUAGCCCCCAAGGAGCAAGCCAUGCUGCACGAGGCGAAGACUACCGUUCGAUUGUCCACGGAGCAAGUCGAGACGAUGCUGAACCAGGUCGUGCUUGUUCCAGCUGCCGCGGCUCCUGGGUCGUACGUGCUGUUGCUGCCCCAGCUGCAGCGGUUGCGCGACCACCAAACAUCCGCCUUGAUUCAUUACGAAGCAGCGGUGAACAUCCAGCGUGUGUAUCGGGGCCACGUCGUUCGGUCCCGCCGAUCGCGCGUGCUGCUCUUCGACCGCAUCCGCGACGACCAAGUGUACCAGCUGCAGCAGUUGCUCCACCGGCGCAAGUUUGUCCGACACGAACGAGCCCGCGCGGCGACGACAAUCCAAGCUGUCCGUCGCGGGUGUGUGUCGCGGCGGACGCUGCAAGACAUGGCCGCAGCGGCGACGAAAAUCCAAAGUCUCGUGCGGCGCGAGCUGGCCAAGCGCAGAGUCGACGACAUUCGCCAGGGCAACUCGCUCCAGUUUCCUGUGCUCAGAGUGCACCAUCGUGGAGUCGAGCUGCAAGGCAAGCUCCUCGUGCUAGCGAUCGACCAACGAGGCCUGUCGUUUCGAUUCACAGCAACCGACUUUGCCGCCGCGUGUGAAUACACUGGGUGCUGCCCCCGGGCACGGACACUGCAGAUGCUUCGCCACUGGAACGAGCUGUACGCUGCGGCGUGCGUGGGCCGAGCUAUGUACCACGUGGGCCAAUAUGGUAAGGUCGCGGCGAUCGAGAACCCCGCAGCACCCGAGCUACGACUCGUGUGCGAAUUGGACAAACACGUUGUGUCGUUAUCUCUCGUGGAGACUGGGCUGGCCAUACGCAGCGCCGACAAAAGUACCCUUCGUCGCAGCAUGGGAGGCUGCCCCGGAGAUGGUUCCUCGCGGGCAACGCCGCUACCUACGUCCCCGAGCAACACGGAGCACCCACCAAUGUUCCCUCUCCCUGUCGACCCUGCCAAGUCUGACCAACUCGUGGCGGCCUUGCUGCCGCACAUUGCGUUGGUACCGACGAUGGCGAUUCCCACCAGGCACAUGCAAUCCACGUCGGCUGCCAUGGCGCUGGCCGUCGUGGUGCCACCGUCGACAACGCCGCUGUUUGUGCCAAGUCUAGUCCCCAUGAAGUUUUCAAAACGGACAAAGUCGCAAAUCCCCCCCGUGUUGUCUCGCCAGCUUCCCAAACCGUACCAAACCAAGCUUCGAAUCGACUCGUCCAUGCAAACUCGUCACCGGUUCACGUCGUCCGACGUGACGCAUCUGCCCCCGGCGCGACCGCCGUUCGACCCCGGGCAGCCCAUCUACCGCAAGCAAUGCGUCCGCCAUUUCAAUCGGUUCUCCACGUGCAAGUGCUUCCUGCCCAUGGUGCCAACCCCCGCUCACGUCGCCGCGUUGGAAGCAGCUUUGGCCAUCGCCCGCCCCGAUCAUGACCUCAGUCGGCACACGGUCUUGACCAACAACAUCCCCAAUCGUAGCCACAGGAUGUGGAUAUAUGGAAAACUGCGAUGA